UUAAUUUUCUUCUCUUACACGACAAUAUAUCAACCCAGCCAGAGCAUUUUGCUUCGAGCCUAUAUCUCCUCCCGCCAGAUACAGCAUUCAACUUUCAGCGUUCGUUGAAAUGGGCCGAACGCAGCGCUCAGCCUCGUGGGCUCUUCUCGUCUUUUUGAACCUGGUAACGACUACAUAAUGCUCCAAUACCACAUACAACAACGAAACCUCUUCGCACUCACGCAAGACUGGAUGGCGAGACGGCCCCAACGAGCGAGGCACAAUGACACUAGUUUGGACUUGUCUGACGACAAUCAUCGCCUGCACUUGGACCAUACUUCAUCUCAACGUGCCCCAUCCGACCGAAAGCACGUGGACUAUCAUACGACGCAAAGCGAAAUGGAUGAUUGCCACUAUUCUGUUCCCGGAGUUCAUCUUCUCGAAAGCAAUAUGCGAGCUUCAUAUGGCCAUUGAUGAUCUACAUGGCAUGAAAGAGAAGGAAGACAUACUCAAGAGUCUGAAGGGUGACAGAGAGACUGGUUGGACUGUUAAGUAUGGACGUGGAGCACAGCUGUUACAUUACAUGUUCCGAGUAUUUGGUCAGGAACCUGUCCGACAUUUACCGAAGAACAAACCGGCCACUCGCGAUGCAAUAGAAAUCAAAGAACCAACACCUCCGGCGGUCUCGACCAGCGGUCCUGCUCGUUAUACCACUUUCGCCGACUAUUCCGAGGCGGCUCGCACAUGGACACUCACUCAUUCCUAUUUUGCUAAUAUGGGAGGCUUGCUCCAUGUUGGCCCGCUCCAUGAUGGCCCUUCCCCUUCCGCUCCAUAUUUCGGGUUCAUCACAAGACAUAGGCUCGACCCCAUCACAACACUCAGGUUGCAGCACUACAACCUAGGAUCAACAACUCAUAUGCCAGAAAGCUACUCUCCGAACAUCAGCUGUAGAGAACCCAGCUGAAAUCUCAGCUGUGCAGGGCUCAUCUGAACUUACUAGCGCGCCACCCUGGGGGUGGCCCCCUUCCUUCCCCUAGUAUAUAUACAACUAGCUAGACGUCUAUAGAAAUCAGAGUUCACAUCAAUUUCAACCUGAGUACAA
Messenger RNA from Mytilinidion resinicola, 1081 nucleotides. RefSeq lists its product as uncharacterized. The transcript has 2 exons. The record is from RefSeq and is a predicted model, not a curated record. The coding region runs from base 263 to 943 and encodes 226 amino acids. NCBI's taxonomy places the organism in Eukaryota, Fungi, Ascomycota, Dothideomycetes, Mytilinidiales, Mytilinidiaceae.